Myxocyprinus asiaticus (Chinese sucker) is the source of this 4274-nucleotide messenger RNA. Its product is annotated as transcription factor Sp1-like. Bases 46 to 2046 code for a protein of 666 amino acids. Gene Ontology annotation, biological process: regulation of transcription by RNA polymerase II. The record is from RefSeq and is a predicted model, not a curated record. NCBI's taxonomy places the organism in Eukaryota, Metazoa, Chordata, Actinopteri, Cypriniformes, Catostomidae. The transcript is spliced from 6 exons. Gene Ontology annotation, molecular function: RNA polymerase II cis-regulatory region sequence-specific DNA binding; DNA-binding transcription factor activity, RNA polymerase II-specific.
CUGUGUCUUCCGUUCAUCAUGUUUGGUUGAGAUGUGUGAGAGUUCAUGACAGACUUGAAGAAGCGUGAAAAACUCGCGCCUUCACAGAUUAUGAGUGAUACACAGCAGUGUGAAAUGGCCGCGCUGGUGGAAAACGACACGAACUUUAUUCAGAAGAGAAACACCAGCACAACUCAAGACUCGCAGCAGCCAUCACCGUUAGCCUUGCUGGCAGCCACCUGCAGUCGCAUAGACGAAAACGAUUCCAUGGAGCAGCAGCCGCGACAAAACCAACAUGGCACUAACGGCUGGAACAUCAUCCCCGCCAGCACGCAGGUCGUGACCAGCUCCAGCAGCACAGCCUCUCCUACGAUGGGCUCAGAAGAAAAAAGCAGACAGGCAACGAGUGCUGCUGUACAACAGCAGUUUGUGAUGACGUCCUCACAAAACCUACAAGGUCAACAGGUGCUCACCACCCUCUCUGGUUUGAUGCCAAAUAUCCAUUAUCAGGUGAUCCCACAGUUUCAGACUGUAGACGGACAGCAGCUCCAGUUUAAUCCUGCACCUCAGGAUGUGUCAGCUGCAGCAACAGGGCAGUUUCAGCUUGUGUCCUCUCCCAAUGGCAGCCAGCAGUUCAUUGCAGCCUCCUCCAACCGAGCUGCUGGCACUGGAAACAUCUUAACCGUCCCGGGCCUGUUUCAACAAGCUAUACCGCUACAAAACAUCAGUCUGGGUAAUACUGUGUUGCCCAGUCAGACGCAGUUCCUCGCCAACAUGCCUGUUCCACUGAAUGCCAAUAUUGCCCUGCUGCCAGUGGGAUCUGGUGCUCCUGCUGGAGCUGUAAGUGAUGCAACUGCUGGAGGAAUGUUAGGAACAUCUCAACAGCUGCUCCAGAAUGUCUCAUCUUCAGCUUCAGCAGACUACAGUACCACCUCCACCAUCACACAGACGGCUGCUGGCGUUGCAACCCCGAGCAGCAAAGGUGAGGCAGGAAAACCUUUCCAGAAUGUGUCCGAUACCAGAGAUGGACAGAAACCAGGUCAAGCUCAGAUCCUCAUCCAGCCGCAGCAGGUCCUGCAGACCGUUCAGCCCAGUACAGUCUCAGCCGGCGGUCAGGUGUUCGCAACGCAGACCCUGUCACAGGACGGAUUGCAGAACGUUCAGAUCCAGACCAUCGCGAACGGCAGUCCCAUCCUGAUCCGCACCAUUGGUCCGAACGGGCAGGUGAGCUGGCAGACGCUUCAGCUGCAGAGUCCCACUAACACGCAAAUCACGCUGGCACCACUGCCACAGCUCACACAGACUGGGGCUGCAGGAACCGUGCAACUGUCUGGUCUUCAAACCAUCAAUCUAAACACGCUGGGCAACACAGGUCUGCAGAUGCAUCAGCUGCAGGGUGUUCCCAUCACCAUCGCCAAUGCUACAGGUGAUGUGGAUGGUACAGCUCCAGACAGUCUGGAAGACAGCAGCAUGCUGGAUGAGAAUAUGGAGAGCAGCCCGACACCUACCAGCAGACGUACAAGGAGGGAAGCCUGCACCUGCCCAUACUGCAAAGACGGAGAGGGACGUGACCCCAGUAAAAAGAAGCAGCAUAUUUGUCAUAUCCCCGGCUGUGGGAAGGUCUAUGGGAAGACAUCUCACUUACGAGCACACUUACGCUGGCACACUGGAGAGAGACCCUUCGUUUGCUCUUGGUCGUUUUGUGGGAAACGUUUCACGCGCUCGGAUGAGCUGCAGCGACACAAAAGAACACACACAGGUGAAAAGAAGUUCUCAUGUCCUGAGUGUCCCAAACGUUUCAUGCGUAGCGACCACCUGUCCAAACACAUCAAGACCCAUUUGAAUAAGAAAACUGCUUCCGGUGCCGCAAGCACCAAUGACAACACCGGCACCACUGUGGCCGCCACUGACAGCUGCACUGCAGGUGACGCUACAACUGAUCAGCAAACUCUUGUAGCCAUGGACACGCUGUCAUCAGAGGGGUUUGCGCGGUUAGCGCCCAGUGGCAUCAGUGUCAUGCAAGUCACAGAUUUGCAUUCCAUUAAUCUGAACAGCAAUGGUUAUUAAUGAACACUGGAGUGUGUGUUUAGUGUGAAUGCACUGCAGAUUGUAGGCAUUACAACAUCUGAUAAAGCACAGAGCCACCUGCGAGCAACAGCCAUGACGGAUGCUUUAAGAGGCGAUAGAAUGAGAUGUGAUGCACCUCAAAAAUGUUUGUUUACCUCAUCCUCGCUGAUACUCCUGAAUCUUGCUUCUCUUGCUUCCCUUCCUUGUGUAUUCUGAAUCCUUUCAGCUUUCCUUUUCCCACCAUUUACUGAUGCCUUGAACUUAAAUCAUGUUGUGCUCAUCUAGGUUUCACUCAGUGGCCCUCUUGAAGUCCAGAAGAGAUGAUCAAUUGGGUUACAACAGGACAAUUUGAGAGUUGGAAACUGAAAUGUCAUAGUCGACUCUUUUAAUCUUUAAUAGUGUACUCAUAAGCCAUCAUGCUCCCAUGUAUUGACCACAGUAAAAAAAAAAAAAAAAAAAUGAAACAAAGUUUGCUUUGUUUUUGUACUUAAGUUAUAUUUCCCUAAGUAUGGAACAAUGCAAAUUCUAAAAUUGCCUUUGUUUUGUGAAUGUGUAUAUGAAUUAUGCCUUAAUUUUGUCUUAAACUUAAAUGUCACAAUUUUUAUAUUAUGUAGAUGUUCUAUAACUUGCUUUAUAGUUAUUUUUUGUAUUGCAUUAGUUUUUGUCCUUGAAUACAAUGCACACAAGUUACAGUAAAUACAUGCAAUUGAUUAAUGCUAAAUGUACUGGUUUUCUUGGUCACUUUGGUCUUAAUCAAUCAGCAAAUUAUCGGGAACAAUUUACACCAGUUAAAAUCGAAUGUCUUAAACUCUGCUUUUCAGAAGGAUAUCUUUUGACUGAAUUAAAACCAUAGCUUUACACUUUUUAUAAUAUGUUAACUCAGGUGACUCUUGGUCUUAGUCUUUGUGUUAAGCAUUUGUUAUUAUUAAAUUAAGAAUAACUACAUAAAGACCUUUAGCAUUUGUUAUUUAAAAUGUCAUUUCUUGACUUCGAAAAUGUUUGAAGUGGUAUUUCACAUAUUCAUUAACAUGUUGCGGUUGUUGUAUCAAUGUACAUGAGUUUGUGUUAGUUUGGUUUUUCCCCCUUUUUAAGAUACUUCCAAAAUGACUGAUGAGGACAUGUUUUGCAACUGGUGACCAUCACCACUACAUGAAAAGAUUUUAUAUUCCCACUGUUCGCAUUUACAUUGAUAAGAUUGAUAAGGGCAGAAACUAGUAGUGAAUGGAGUAUAAAAUAUAAGAUAUUCCCAUGAGGUUAUUAUGUUGAACCCCUUAAAUAUGGGCAAAAUUUACGUGCAAAGAGGAAAGCCUGCGAAAGCUCCCCCUAGUGCAGGGGUCAGCAACCUAUGCUGGCACGCCAGCAAUGGCGAGAGAGGAGUAGACCAUUUUAUUUAUAUAAAUUCUGCACCAGCAUUCCAAUCUACAUCUUGAUGUAAUCCUUCCUCAUGAUUACUCAAUGUGUUUUCAUGAGUUGAAUGGGAGGAUAAACACUAUUAAAGUGUGACGAGACUCACGCUGCGCGUGCAAGCCAUUCGCACAUCACAAGCCGGCAGCACUUCACUUUUGGUUAAUCGCGCGAGGAAACGCGCUCACUUUGCUUCGGUCAGGCUGCGCAGAUGACAGCCUACAUUCCAUGUUUUCAUUUGUUUCUUUUUGCUUUCAGAACAACACGUGAUGUAAUAAGGAAAACACCACUAUUAAUCCUUGAGAUUUCCAACCCAUACAGGUACACCGUCUUUAAACCUUGGUCACACUCAAAAUUACAUUAAACGAUUGAAAGAGAAAACAAACCCACACAGUGGGGUUAAAAAAUCAGGGUCUAUUCAAAAUAUAAAUUAAACCUGGAAAUAAAGUGUCAUCACACUUUAAUAGUGUUUAGCCUCCUAUUCAGUUGAUAAAAACACUGCGUGAUCAUGAGGAAGGACUACAUCAAGAUGUAGAUUGGAAUGCAGGUGCGAAAAAAAACUUCAUAUAAAUAAAACAGCUUUUGAUUACACACAAUUUCUUGAUCAGUAUACAAGCAAUUAUGUAAAAAAUAAAACUCAAUUUUGUACAAAAGGGCAGGUUUUCAUUAAGCACUUUCACAAGAUGCUCUGUGAAAAUUCACAUGCAGGAUCAUGAUUUACCAUAAUCAUUGGGUUUUGCACAAAAUUUUCACUCAAACUGUUGUGCUGAUAUCAUUUGUAAUGAAAAAUAAAUGAUUAAAAUCAGACAAAUGGACACAACAAA